Molecule: messenger RNA, 1773 nt
Organism: Indicator indicator
Lineage: Eukaryota; Metazoa; Chordata; Aves; Piciformes; Indicatoridae
Gene: RARS2
Product: arginyl-tRNA synthetase 2, mitochondrial
Exons: 20
Coding region: 1-1740 (579 amino acids)
Biological process (GO): mitochondrial translation; arginyl-tRNA aminoacylation
Cellular component (GO): mitochondrion; cytoplasm
Molecular function (GO): ATP binding; arginine-tRNA ligase activity
Source: RefSeq, a predicted model, not a curated record
AUGGCAGCCUGUGCCUUUAGGAGGAGCAUCGCUUCCCAGCUUUCAAAGGUUUUGGAUUUGCCACCAGAAAUUUUGAUAAAGUCCAUAUCAGCUGUUCCUGUCUCCAAGAAACGGUGUGUUGCUGAUUUCCAGCUUUCCAUUGCCUCUGUAACAGAAGACAAUUCUAGUGGUUUCUUGUCACAAGACCUUAAUCUUCAAGCUCAGAAGCUAGCUAAACAGCUAAAAUGUGAUGCUGUAGUGAGUGAAAUCAAUGCUGGGCCAGGAACAGUGAACUUUACGGUAAACAGGGAAUUACUAGCAAAGACUGUGUUGCAGCAAGUGUUGAAAGAAGGCUCAGAGUAUGGAUUAAAAAGUGAACUUUUCUCUACAGUGCCUAAACAAAAGGCAGUGAUCGAGUACAGCUCCCCCAACAUUGCCAAAAAGUUUCACAUAGGACAUUUGCGUUCCACUAUAGUUGGGAAUUUUAUAGCAAAUCUCAAAGUGGCACUGGGACACGAAGUAAUAAGAAUAAAUUACCUUGGUGACUGGGGCAUGCAGUUUGGUUUACUGGGUGUUGGUUUUCAACACUUUGGCAACAAAGAAAAGCUAAAAUCCAGUCCCUUACAACACCUUUUCGAGGUUUAUGUGCAGAUUAACAAAGCAGCAGAAGAUGAAAACAUAAAGGAGCUGGCUAAGGAUUUCUUUAGAAAACUGGAGGAACAUGAUGAGCAGGCACUGUCACUUUGGAAGCAAUUUAGAGACUUCAGUAUUGAGGAAUACAUCCGAAUUUACAAGCGUCUAGGAGUGUGCUUUGAUGAGUAUUCUGGAGAAUCAGUUUACCAAGAGAAAUCCCAGGAAGUUCUAAAGAUGUUGGAAGAUAAAGGACUUCUUCAGAAAACAGAGAAAGGGACAGGAGUUGUGGAUCUUUCGGAAAAGAAAGACCUCUCGUCGUUUUCCACCGUCAUGCGUAGUGAUGGAACAUCUCUGUACAUCACAAGAGACCUUGCUGCUGCUAUAGACCGAAUGAAUAAGCACCAGUUUGACACUAUGAUUUAUGUGACAGACAAAAGUCAAAGUAAUCACUUUGAACAUUUGUUCCAACUACUGAAGCUCAUGGGCUAUGACUGGGUAGAAAGGUGCCAGCAUGUGUCUUUUGGUCUGGUUCAAGGGAUGAAGACUCGGAGAGGAGAAGUGGUUUUCCUGGAGGAUGUUUUAAAUGAAGUUCGUGCAAGGGUGUUACAAAACAUGGCUUCUGCAAAAACAACCAAACAGGUAGAAGACCCUAUGGAGACAGCAGAGAAAGUUGGCCUUGCAGCACUAAUAAUUCAAGACUUCAGGGGCCUUCUGUCAUCUGAUUAUCAGUUUAGCUGGGAUCGAGCUCUGCAGAGCCGUGGAGACACAGGUGUGUUCCUGCAGUACACCCACGCCAGGCUCUGCAGUUUACAACACAUGCAUGGGAAUGAGCAGCUAACUGACUUUAAUGUGGCAUGUUUGCAAGAGCCAGAUGCCGUCUCUGUUCUUCAGCAUCUUCUCAGGUACGAUGAGGUCCUGUAUAGAUCUUCUCAGGAUCUGCAACCCAAGCACAUUGUCAGCUACCUCCUCACACUUAGCCAUCUUGUAGCUGUGGCACACAGAACCCUUCCUGUGAAAGGCAGCACCCCCGAACUAGCCCAGGCACGGCUCUGCCUCUUCCAAGCUGCACGCUCAGUUCUAGCCGGUGGAAUGAAACUUCUUGGCAUCACACCUGUAACCCAAAUGUAAGGGGGCUGGAUGCAGUGUAAAGUCACAGCUCUU